This is a messenger RNA of Dreissena polymorpha, 12124 nucleotides long. RefSeq names its product kinesin-like protein unc-104. NCBI's taxonomy places the organism in Eukaryota, Metazoa, Mollusca, Bivalvia, Myida, Dreissenidae. Gene Ontology annotation, biological process: microtubule-based movement; vesicle-mediated transport; cytoskeleton-dependent intracellular transport. Gene Ontology annotation, molecular function: plus-end-directed microtubule motor activity; ATP hydrolysis activity; microtubule binding. Gene Ontology annotation, cellular component: kinesin complex; microtubule. The transcript has 45 exons. The record is from RefSeq and is a predicted model, not a curated record. The coding region runs from base 261 to 5480 and encodes 1739 amino acids.
UCUAAGACGAAAAAUUGUGUGGGUUACAUGGCCUGGCUUUAAAGACUGUAUCUGAGUAUUGAUUGGACCAUUCAAAAGAGGACUGCCUUACGGGAAAUACAGUUGUGACAUUUAGAACUGGAAUAGCUGUAACCUGUUGUACAAUAUUCAGGAAUGUUGAAGACAUUUUCAACAUGGACGAGACCAUGAAAACCUGUCUUCAGUUGAUUUGAACAAGAAGGACUUAAAACGUACUGAGUUGGAAAACUAAAGAGGUCACAAUGUCGUCGGUGAAGGUGGCAGUGCGUGUGCGGCCGUUCAACACACGGGAGAUAAACGCCAACUCCAGGUGCAUCAUAUCUAUGAACGGCAAUGAAACCAUUAUUGAAAAUCCAAAGCCAUGUGGACCAAAGGAUUCCAAAGAGCAAUACAAGAACUUCUCCUUUGACUACUCAUACUGGUCACAUACCACCGAAGAAGACCCACAAUUCUCCACACAGAAGAUGGUUUACAAUGACAUUGGGCUGGAGAUGUUAGAACACGCCUUUGAGGGCUAUAAUGUGUGCAUAUUUGCAUACGGGCAGACGGGCUCCGGGAAAAGUUACACCAUGAUGGGUCGCAAUGAGCCUGGGCAGGAGGGCAUCAUUCCACAGUUAUGUGAAGACCUGUUUGAUAGAAUACACAAAAGAGGCAAAGACAUAGAAUACUCAGUGGAGGUGAGCUACUUUGAGAUCUACUGCGAGAAGGUGAAGGACCUUUUGAACCCCAGUAACAAGGACAACCUCCGAGUAAGAGAACACCCGCUGCUGGGUCCGUACGUAGAGGACCUGUCAAAGCUUGCCGUGCAGUCGUUUGAAGAUAUAAAUAACCUAAUUGAUGAGGGAAACAAGGCCAGAACUGUGGCCUCCACCAAUAUGAAUGCUACAAGUUCCCGUUCCCACGCAGUGUUCACCAUAGUGUUUUCACAGCGUCGUAAAGACGAGCAGACCAACAUGACUGGCGAAAAGGUGAGCAAGAUCAGCCUGGUUGACCUUGCAGGGUCAGAAAGGGCCGACUCAACAGGGGCCCAAGGGAAGCGACUUAAGGAAGGGGCCAACAUCAACAAGUCCUUGACAACUUUGGGAAAAGUCAUUUCAGCACUUGCUGAAGUGAGCGCCAUGGAUAAAGUGAGUGCAACCAAGAAAAAGAAGAAGGCUGAUUUUAUCCCUUACAGGGACUCAGUACUUACCUGGCUCCUGAGGGAGAACUUGGGUGGAAACUCCAAGACAGCUAUGGUGGCCGCACUGAGUCCUGCUGACAUUAACUAUGAUGAAACCCUCAGCACACUUAGAUACGCCGACCGAGCCAAGCAGAUCGUGUGCAAGGCCAUUGUUAACGAGGAUCCCAAUGCAAAGAUAAUCCGAGAACUAAAGGAGGAGGUUGUGAAGUUACGAGAACUUCUCUCCCAUGAGGGCAUAAUGAUUGGGGAAGGUCUGCAUGGGAUCCCUCCAGCACCCUCUGGUCGUUCCCGGAAGUCCUCGGUCACUAUCGAGGGCCAAGACGCGGUUGAGAGACUGCAGCUGUCUGAGAAACUCAUUGCAGAGCUGAACCAGUCUUGGGAGGAGAAGCUGAGGAAGACUGAGGAAAUCAAGCGUGAACGAGAGGCAGUGCUUGCAGAGAUGGGCGUGGCAAUUAAACAAGAUGGCGGCACAAUUGGCGUGUUUUCUCCAAAGAAGACGCCACACCUCGUGAAUCUGAACGAGGACCCCUUGAUGUCUGAGUGUCUGAUAUAUUACAUCAAAGAUGGUAUAACAAAGGUCGGUCGUGAGGGAGGGAAAGAUCAACAAGAUGUGAUACUGUAUGGGACAUAUAUAAAGGAAGAGCACUGUCUGUUUGAAAAUGAAGAUGGCAAGGUGACCAUCAUCCCAUGUGGCGAUGCCAUCGUUUACGUGAACGGCGUGAAGCUGUGCGGACCUACGGAACUGAAGACUGGGGCAAGAGUCAUCCUGGGAAAGAACCACGUGUUCCGGUUCAACCACCCUAUACAGGCCCGCCAGAGCCGCGUCUUGCUCUCGGACAUGUCCGACCUACCAACAGAGCCGGUGGACUGGACCUACGCCCAGCUGGAACUUCUGGAAAAGCAGGGUGUGGACCUUCGUAAGGAGAUGGAGUCCAAGCUGCUGGCCCUGGAGGAACAGUACAGAAAGGAGAAGGAGGAGGCGGACCAGCUGUUUGAACAGCAGAGAAAGGACUAUGAGAUCCGCAUCAAGACUCUUCAGGAGGAGGUGGAAAGACACUCCAUGAUGUCCAGCGUGAUCACUGUGUCUGACCUUGUGUCCGAGGAGGAGGCCAUGCUACAACAGCAAGAGUGUGUGUGGACUGAUCGUGACUAUGGUCUGGCAGCCUGGGGUUUCCGUAAGUGGAAGUACCACCAGUUCACGUCGCUACGUGAUGACCUCUGGGGAAAUGCCAUCUUUCUUAAGGAGGCUAAUGCGAUCAGUGUGGAACUGAAUAAAAAGGUCCAGUUCCAAUUCAUCCUGCUGACUGACAGUCUCUAUUCACCCCUACCCCCUGACCUCGUCCCCUCCCAUGAGAGGGACCUGGCCCGGCCUUUUCCUCGUACUGUUGUCGCCGUAGAGGUGCAGGACACAAAGAAUGGGGCCACCCACUUCUGGAGUCUAGAAAAACUAAGACAAAGGCUUGAGCUGAUGCGUGAGAUGUACCAGAAUGAGGCAGAGUUGUCUCCCACCUCUCCCGAACACCCGAACCUUGAUUCCAUGACCGGAACAGACCCAUUUUACGAUCGCUUCCCAUGGUUCAGACUUGUUGGAAGAACGUUUGUGUAUCUAAGUAACCUGUUCUACCCGGUGCCGUUGACUCAUCGGGUCGCCGUGGUGAGUGAGAAGGGAGAGGUAAAGGGAUUCCUAAGGGUCGCUGUGCAGGCCAUACUAUCAGAUAAAGAGGAAGCCCCAGAAUUCGGAACAGGAAUAAGGCAGUCGAGUAACGCUAAGAUCACAUUCAAUGACGAGGAGUACUUCCAGAAGAAGAUGCUACGCUCUGGCCAGACUGCGGUCAAGAAGACACCAGUUUCAUCCACCGAGGAGCUGCGGAUAGUGGAGGGGGAGGGGACUUCCCCUGAUAAUUCAGACCAGAAAGAUAAUGAUAAAUUGGCUGAGCAAAACAAAGUGGACGAAGACACUGAUCGGUUCACAGAGAUAGAUGUCAGUGACCUCCCCACCCACCUCAAGGUCGGCGCCACCUUCCAGUUCCGGGUCACUCUACUGCAGGCCUCAGGGAUCUCCCCAGAAUACGCAGACAUUUUUUGCCAGUUCAACUUCCUACACCGCCAUGAUGAGGCAUUUUCCACUGAACCCCUCAAGAACUCAGGCAAGGGGCCACCCCUGGGCUUCUACCAUGUACAGAAUUUCACAGUAACGGUCACGAAGUCGUUCAUCGACUACAUCAAGAACCAGCCCCUUGUGUUUGAAGUGUUUGGGCACUACCAACAACAUCCUCUACAUGAGCAGGCCAAAGACUCCAAAAACCAGCCCAUAGUUAGAAGACCUUCCAGUAAAAAGUUCCCGAUGCUGUUGCCAAUCUCGAAGCCAGUCCCGUCUCCCAAGUUUGGAGUGAUUACGCCCCAGAUCACCAGCAAACCAGAGUUUAUAAGUCCCAGCAAGUUGAUUAUUGAUAUCAGCAAAGCAAAAGGAGAAGAUGCCUUACUGGAUGAAGAUGUUUCCAGUACAGUACACUCGCGCUAUGACCUUCUGGUCUGGUUUGAGAUUUGUGAACUGGCUCCUAAUGGAGAGUAUGUGCCAGCAGUGGUGGACCAUAGUGAGGACAUGCCAUGCUCCGGGACGUUCAUGUUGCACCAGGGCAUACAGCGCAGGCUAGCCAUCACCAUCACACACGAGCAGGGGCCAGACUUUUUCUGGAAAGACGUCAAAGAACUCGUUGUUGGUCGAAUAAGGACAACCCCUGAUUUCCGUGACUACGACACAGAGCACACAGUUCUCUCCCUUGGCCUGUUCCCAGCAUGCUACAUUCAGCAGCCCAGCGAUGACAGAGUCUUCUUCAGAUUUGAGGCAGCCUGGGAUAGUUCAUUACACAAUUCCCCGCUACUGAACCGAGUCACUGCAUCAGGGGAGAGAAUCUACCUCACCCUGUCGGCCUAUCUUGAGGUGGACAACAGUCCUCAGCCAGCGUGUAUUACCAAGGAUCUGAGUAUGGUGGUGCACUCGAGGGAUACACGGAUAUCCGCCUCAAAUAGUCCUUUCAGGUCGCUGCGCUCCUUGUUCGGGGGCAGUUCCAAGUCCUCAGACUGUAACCGGGUCAGUGGCAUUUACGAGAUGUACCUGCGACAGAUGUACGAGUCAGGUAGUCCAGGAGUUCAGAGACGCCAGAGACGGGUGCUGGACACAUCGUCAACAUACGUGCGCGGGGAGGAGAACCUCAAUGGGUGGCGGCCACGCGGAGACUCUCUGCUCAUAGACCACCAAUGGGAGCUGGAGAAACUUACCAGGCUUGAACUGGUGGAACGUUGCAGACAUGUCUUACUCUUACGGGAAAAACUAGCAGAACAAAAUAAAACACAGGAAUUGAGCAAAAUGGACAAAGAAAUCACAAACAUGUCGAAGAAAGCCCAGGCAGAGAGACGAAAAACCUCGAGUAGAGAUGUGACGAACACGAAAGAACGUCUUGAAGAGAGCAUAACAGAGAAAGAGGAUGAUACAACUGAGAAAGGACGGUUCUCAGUCCUGCGUGACGACAGUUACUAUAACCUGCAGACGAAUGGGGAACCAGAGAAAAUGUUGGCGGCCAAGUGUUUACGACUGAUAAUGCAGGGCCGUAUGCCCGUGGCGCAGAUGAGCGUGAUCAAGACACCGAUGACAGAGUCGGUGGUGAGUUCGGUGUCGUCCUCUGACAGUGACGCAGCCAGCGCCGAGUCCAUGGGAUCCAGUAUGAUGUCAUCAACCUCGGACAUGUUCAAGUCGAUGAGUUCUGAUGCCCAAGUGAAGCAAUCAAAGUCCUCUGACAAUCUGUCCAGUACGUCAGAGAAUGGCAGGUCAUCCCCAGGAAAAGCAGACAGGAAGUUGACCCUCCCUUUGCAGAGUAUACGACCGGACCAGGACAAGCUGAUAUUUGCGCCAGACAUUGAGGAGGUCCGUGUGAGUCCGGUAGUGGCCAGGAAAGGUUACCUGAACUUUCUAGACGAGAAGUCUAACGGAUGGGUCCGCAAGUUUGUGGUUGUGCGUCGUCCGUUUGUGUUCAUCUACAACUCAGAGAGGGACCCCAUGGAGCGAGGAGUCAUCAACCUCACCACCGCCCAGAUAGAGUACAGCGAGGACCAGCAGUCAGUCCUCAAGGCCCGCAACACAUUCACCGUGCUGACCCGUUACCGUGGCUUCCUCCUGCAGACACCUGAUGACAAGGAAUUCCAUGAUUGGUUGUACGCCAUCAACCCACUGCUAGCAGGACAAAUAAGAUCAAAAUUGGCAAGAAGGAAGCAGGUUCCCAUAUAAAUGACACAAAUAAUCAGUUCAAGACAUUGAAAUUUUCCGAAGACGAUUUUACUUCCGUGUCCAAAGUUGAUUAUGUACAUCAGAUGUAAAGUUCUUUAAAUAACCUUAAGAUAUUGUUAAAUAAAUUGCUUAUGGAUAUUACACGGUCAAAUGUUGAGCUAGUCAAUCUGAAAAUAUGUUAAGCUGCUUACCGUAUGUGCAUACAGUUCCUUUGUGAAUCUAUUUAUAGACAUUCAGUGUAUAGGUGAAGCUAUUUAAAGACAUUCAGUACAGCUGUCAAGCUAUUUAUAGACACUCACACCCAUGUGUUGCUUGUUAUUGAUGUGUAAGUUCUUUUUUAAAACACUUGUGAAGUUGGUUCAUUUAAGUAUGUCAAAGGCAAUGGAAUCUGGUCAUAGCUAUUUAAAUAUAUUUUUAUGUCAUGUGUAAAGCUUUUUUUUAGACAUUCAGGCCCAAUGUAAGAAGAUUAAUCAAUUUACUUUUGAGGUGAUUAUUUGGCAAAGCUUCUAUUUAACAUACAUUUUAAUUAACAUGAACAUGCAUUGAUCUUGAAUGCUCAUGAUUUACCAAUUUGUCAUGUACAGUAUAGAUUAUUCUGAUUGUAGAAAUUUUCUGAUCAUUUUGGUGUGCAUUAAAAUAACAAAUUGAAUGGUUUUUGUGAUUACAUGCCGUCAUGAUUUUUGCAGGUGGCUGAUUACAUUUGUUAACUGGUUAAUUUAAGAAGAAUUGUAGCAAAUGCUUUUGUAUUAACUUUGUGGCAAAAUUUAAACAGAUGAUAUUUUAUUUAACUUUAAUUGUAUUUUGAUGUCAUGUUGAAUAUUGGUAAAACAAACUUUAGUGCUUAAAGAGCAGCUUUCAGCAUAUUUUUCUCAUCCAGAAGUACUUUGUGACUAAGUUUAAAUGUGCUUGAAAUUUGAAUUAAUUACAGCUAUUAAUGUUUUGAUGUUUAGCAGGUAGCAAAGUAAUGUUUGUAAGGUGUUAAUAUACAUACAGUCAUACACUUAUUGUUUGUCUAAAUAUAAGCCUAAUUCUUUAACCAUUUUUAUUUCAAUAAAAACAUUAUACAUUGAAAGGCUGACACCAACUUACGACUGCUAUUUUACUUUAAUUAUGUAUGUAUGUAUUGUUUUGAUUAGAAAUGGUCAUAUGUGACUUAAUAUAAUUGUAUGCAUUGUCUUCUUAAUGUAAACUUGUGUAAUAUCUGUAAAACUUUUGUGAACAAUUUAAGCCAGAUAAAGAUCAUCAAUGUAAAAUCAUGGAAGGCUUAUUUUUAACAAAAUUUCCUAAAAAACAAUAAUGUUUUCAUCUUGCAUGGAAGUUUAAUAUGCAUAUUGCUGUAUUUUACUGGUAUUUUGCAGAUAAAUAGCUUUCAUGUCACCUCCCAUUAAGAUCAUGCCUUUGAUGUUGGAGUCAGCAGUGUUAUCACAAUUAUAAUUAAUGUUUAAUUUGAGUAAUUAUUGAACUAGGAUUAUUUUGAAACUUAACAACAUUUUGAGUAGUUAAGGUAUUAAAUGUUAUAUUUUGGCAUUAAAAUGGUAUGGAAAAUGCCUUGCCCUUAUAUAAAUAAUCAUAAAAUGAGUACAAAACACUACUUUAAGAAGGUCGCCAUGGCGCAAUGGAUAUGAUGUCGGCCUAGCAACCGGGAGGUCACUGGUUCAUUGCCACUGUGGGAGCAGUCGCUAGAUCUCCCCUUAAGUACUGGUUCUAGGCCCAGGAAACAGAUUCGAGAGCGUUUCCAAUAAGUAGUAAGUACUUUAAAUGCAGUCAACCUAAAAUUAAUAGGUUCAAACUAAACUACUUAAUUCUUAUAAGCAGCAAACUUAUGUACAGUCCUAUAUAUUUACUGAUUGUGCACUUAUUAUGCCAGUUUGUGUUUUUUUUCAUGAUACAAUCACCUUAGAAAUCAUAAUUUGUUGUGAAUUGUGACAUUUAAGUGAGUGUCAUAAUUAAGCAUUGUGUCAUUGUAAUGGGUGUGCUAUUUAUAGCUUGCCAGUGUAUUGGUAAAAUAUUGGUGUAUUUUAAGCUAUCAUGAUAUGUCAUGUGACCUUUAAGCUUUCAUUCCAAAAUGUGUGUGCAAUAGAACAUGUUUUAUGUUCAUUAUUAUGUAAUUAAUAUAUGGAUUGCUUAUUAUAGCGAUGAAUGUAUUGUAUGAUAUACACUUCAUUAUGUAACUUAGUCAGUGUAAGAUAAUUAUUAAUUAUUUAUUUAUUUAUAAUUAUAUUAUAUUAGUGUUACAAAUUAUUACUGAUGGUUUCUAUGAUAAUUGUUGCUUGUUUUUGAUGAAUUAAAACUGUCAUGUUAAUUAUUCGAAUUUGUUUUUAUACAUUUUUUAAGCUUGUUCAUGUUCAUACAUUAAAUCAAUGUAUUAAUUGAUGUGUGAUAGUUAUGCAGCUUUUGAAGGAUACUUGGUUUCAUGAAAAAUAUUACUUUUCACCUUCUUGCUUGAAAAUAAAAAGAUGGGUUAUUGAACAAAAUUGUAUAUAUAAUCAUACAAACUAAUUUUAGUCGCAACAAAAAAUAUUCAGUCUCAAAAAACUUUUUUAAGUGAACUGUCUAAAAAUACACUUUAAAAAAUCAUAGGCAAAUAAAGAGAUCAUUUUUGUGCAUGCAUUUCUUAAAAGGGUUGAUAUGUCCCAUUUCUUUGACUAUUUGCUGGAAUAUGUUAUUUUUCUCUACAUUUACAUUUAAUACUUCAAUCAAUUUUUCUGAGAGUUGUUGACAGAGUGUUAAUGUUUUUGUUUUUUUAAAGUUCUUUACCUGUAAGUGGACUGUUAUGAUUCAAAAAUGAUUUCUUUGUCCAUGCCAUCACCAUUUAGCUCUUGUUUAUGUUGUGUUUUCCGGAUAUUGAUAUUAUUUGUGAUUUGAUCAAACCCAAAUUUCGCUGAAUUGCGCAUAAUUAUGUGUUUGCAUUAGUCUUCAACAUUCCAUGUAAAAACCAUUCAUUUUUCAUUUGGUCAUCCUCAUUUUCUUUGCAAUACAUGAACAAGUUAUCGUGCCAUAAAAAUGGAUUCGAAUUUCAUAAAUAAUUCUAGGCAACAACAAAACAUAACAACAUUUCAAAGGUGUGUCAGGCUUCAAUAACAAUUUUAAUGCUUCAUGCUAAAAAAAUCUGAAAAUUUUAUAUGAAGCGAUUCAAUUCUCUAUGUUAAAGUUCUUCCAUCACAAAUAAGGUUCAUUUUAACCUGAUUUUGUUGUAUAUUAUUUUAAACCAUAACUUGAGUUCAAAAAGGCUCGUUGUACGCAAAUUCAAGCAAUUGCAUCUUGAACAAAAAUGCAGGUACCCGGUAUUAGAAAAGUCAUGUCUCUUGACUGGAUAUGUCAUUUCAUAUUGCGUAAGGCACUCAUUUAUGGCAAUAUAUAUCUAUCAAAAUUUCCUUGGAAGAAUGAACUGUUAACUGAAUGUGUACAUAUGUUCUUGUUGAAGACUUUUUGACAAUUUUAUUACAUUUAUUUUCAUAUAUAUGUCAGUUUGCUUGUUGUCAAAAGUUUCAAAACAUAAUUGUGCAAUAUUAUUUAGGUAGUAUAUCAUGUAAUCAUAGACAUGAAUCGGCAAUGAAUGAACAAUGUGAUAAAUCACACAUGUUAAUUUAUUUGAGACAUCUAUGAUAAGGGUAACAUGGUGGUUUAUUUAUGUCAUGUACAACAUGGUCUCAGACAACCUAAUUGGCUGGAAUUAUUUAGUCUGCAAUGGUGAAUAUUUACCUCCAACAUAACUUGAACAUCACAGAAAUGAUGAGAUGAUAUGACCAGUUCUUCAUAUUUUUUCAUGACACUUGAAUCAUGGAUAGAUGGUAAUAUGGAGAUUAUGCACGUCAUUUCAUUUUGUUCCUACGUCUGGAAUUCUGGUCGCUAUGGCAACAAAUAGACUAGAAAUAUUUUACAAAUAGACUAGAAAUAUUGCUAAAAAUAGUGGAUCCUGCAUUAACUUUAAAAGUUUGUCAUAUAUUUUGAUGAAACUUGAAACAUGGAUAGAUGGCAAUAUGGAGAUUAUGCACGUCAUUUCAUUUUGUUCCUACGUCAAGAAUUCUGGUUGCUAUGGCAACAAAUAGACUAGAAAUAUUGCUGAAAUGGUGGAGUUUCACCGGUAGGGGACUUAUAUUGCUUGGCAAUAGUCUUGUUUCAUCAAUAAAUUAAAUGUUCUGUUACAAAACAAUGUAUCUCUACGUAUGACAAUUGCAAUAGUUUAUUUGUAGGUCAAUGGCCCAAAAUAUCUGAAAGUGUGAUUAUCAGACAAACAGUUUCUGCAUUACAUAUGUCAUUUCACUUAGAAUCAUUAUAAUAGCAAACUUAAUUGCAAUAUGAAAAUAUUAAGAUUUAGCUAAUCUUGGUAAAACAGGCUUAAGAGCUUCCAAGAACUAUGGCAGGACUUGGAUUCCAAUCACAUAUCUGCCUCUCAAACAUAUGUUAGAUAGAAACUUGUAAGCCAAAGGUGGUUAUGUCAUGUGCUAUAUACACUUUACAGUUAAAUUUCCAAGUGAUGAAAUGUAGAACAUUAUUUUAGCAAUUGCAAGGCCUAAACAUCUGGAUUCUUGCGUCUAGGUCAUUUUGUUGAUACCAAAAGGUUUCAAACACUACCUUAUAGUAAGCUUUUAGAUAGGUCAUUAAAUUUAUUAUUGUUAGGCCUGUUUUUCACGUUUAUGUUUAAUAUAGACAAAACUUCAUUUACAUAUUUUUCUAUUUAUUGUCAAUGGUAUUCAUGAUCUAAUCAAUUCAAAAUUUUAUGUUUUACUUUCUUCUUAACUGAACAUUUUUGAUGAAUUUUAUCGAAAAAAAAUUUUUUUUUUAAAUGAAAUAAAAGUAUAUAUAUAUUUGUAGUUUGCAAGGCAAAAAGAUCUGGAUACUUGCAGAACAAAAUAAAACCAGAUAAGAUAAAUUGUGCUUAAUUGAAAGUCAUUUUCAUUUACAAGAUGUGACUUAUUUAAUGAUACUAAACAACAAAAAUUAAUAUGUUGGUAUUAUGCAUAUAAUUGUUCUACGUUAUGUUAUAUGUACUGAUUCUCCACUGAUUGGUAUAGACCUGACCAUUGGUAGUCAAAACAGAAGAUCAAAGCUUGAUGUUGGUUGGUUUUCACAGAACUGUUUACAGAUCUCUUCGUUUAGUAAAGAAGUAAAACUUACCUAUCAAUGUUUAUAUUUGAAUUGAACAGCAUUUAUUUAUAUGAUGUUCAGCUAUGAAACCAGCAAUGUGUAUAAGUUUGGAACAAAUUUAUUUAUACAUCAUAUUUAUGAAUCAGAUAUAUUCAUAUAGACGCGUUUUCUACUGACACAAAGCCCUCAAACCCGUUUUAACCAUAAUACUUUGCAUUGGCCAUUUUAAUGCUUUGAUCCUAUUUUUCAUUAUUUUUGUUUUAUACUUUAUGUUCUGUUAUAAAAUAAAUUAAUACACCAUGUAGAAACAAAAAUUCCUCCCCUGAUAGAGCUUCUGGAGUUUAAUUGUUUGCUAUUGUUUACAAUAAUGUAUUGAAAGUUGAAAAUCAUCCUUGGUAUAAAAUACAACCUUACAAGUAACUUUAAUUAUAAGAUAGUAUUACACUCACUGUUGAUUUGUAUUGAAGUCAAAACCUGUACACUAUUGGUAUACUUGUACUAAGUCUGUGAUAUUUAUUUUUAUUUUCACUUUCAUAUAUGUUCUUUCUCAUUUUAUGUUUUUUUUAAAUCUAAAAAAAUUGUUUGCAUUGUUGAAACGUUUCAAGACGAUUCCUUGAAAUCCUUGUGAAAUCCGAUGGACUAAAAUGUUUUGUACACUUUCCUUUUUAAAAUGCAGUUUGUGAUAAAAAAUAUAUCCUACAUUACGAGUACUCUGAUAGGGUGGUAUCUUAAAUAUCCUAUUUCUUUCAGUUUCGAUACAAAGAUAGGAUAUUUAAUGUUCUCUCAGGAAUGUAUUAAACUUUCAGUUCCUGUAAGAUCUAUUGUCAUAAUUAAUGUGUCAAAUAUCUGGCAUAGUUCCAACUUCUUGGCAAAAAUGUAAGGGAGUGAAGUUCAGUUCAAAGUAGAUGAUGAUAUGAACGCUUACAUCAAAUCUGCAUUCUGAAAAGACAUAAUCAGAAUACGUAUCGUGUCCUUCCAUGUUUGUCACUUAUUGAAGUUGGAUGUUUUUCCGUAAUGUUUUAUAAACAUUUCUAUGUUCACAUUUGUAUUUUUUCUGUGUGUUUACAAUGUAAAACUUCCUUGAGAAAAUGUUGAACACACAACAUAAAUACCAUAUAGAUCCUUAAACGUCAUAUAAUACAUGGUAUUGGUAGUAGAGUAAGUAAUAAAUAUUAAUCAUAUACAUGUAUGUACAUUUUUUAUAAUCCAUUAUAUUUAAAUUUAAUAUGUUAUUACGUUCAUUCAUAUGAUAAGAAAAGUGUUCAUUAUUAAAAAAGAUUGAUUAAGUAUGAACAGUGUCUUAUCUAAUAAUGGUCAUUCACAUGACUUUUGCUGUUAAAAAUACAAUAAGUAUAUUAUGUAUACACAUUUGUCGUGGUAUGGAAAUCGUAAAACCCACAUUGAUAAAUGUAUGUUUAUUUGUUGCCAGCAUACUUUUGGCUAGUUAACACUUGCUGCUUAGUUAUUGUUGCCGUGUUGUAAAAGCUCUCUGUUUUCAUUGUUAGUGAAAAUGUUAACGCAAGAACAUGCAAACAAAAAAUAAACAACAAAAAUGU